This is a messenger RNA of Leptonychotes weddellii (Weddell seal), 2300 nucleotides long. Lineage: Eukaryota; Metazoa; Chordata; Mammalia; Carnivora; Phocidae. The record is from RefSeq and is a predicted model, not a curated record.
CCCUUUCUGCUUUCUGUUCAAGGCAGCCCCCCAGCUCCCAGCUGGCUCCUGUCCCCUCCCCCAGCCGGGAGAAGUUAUUACAUGAAGAGAUCAGCUUACCAGUUUUCUUCAGAGCAGAGGCUGAGCUCGGAGCUCCGGGUAGUACCGUGAGGGAGAGCAGAGGGAACCAGCGCGGUGCCUAGCGGAACUCCAGGGCUGGAAUCCCGAGACACAAGUGCAUCUGCUAGCUGUUAGCACUUGGCAGACGGAGUUCUCCUCUAGGGUAGUUCUAACUUUGGGUAAUAAUGUUUGUCAGCUACCUGAUAUUAACAUUGCUCCACGUUCAAACAGCAGUGUUAGCAAGACCUGGGGGAGAGAGCAUUGGCUGUGACGACUACCUGGGCUCGGACAAAGUGGUGGACAAGUGCGGGGUGUGCGGAGGCGACAACACGGGCUGUCAGGUUGUGUCAGGCGUGUUCAAGCACGCCCUCACCAGCCUGGGCUACCACCGAGUGGUCGAGAUUCCCCAAGGAGCCACCAAAAUCAACAUCACCGAGAUGCACAAGAGCAACAACUAUUUGGCUUUGCGAAGUCGUUCUGGCCGCUCCAUCAUCAACGGGAACUGGGCAAUUGACCGGCCUGGAAAAUACGAGGGUGGAGGGACCAUGUUCACCUACAAGCGUCCAAAUGAGAUUUCGAGCACCGCUGGAGAAUCCUUUUUGGCUGAAGGCCCCACGAAUGAGAUCUUGGAUGUCUAUAUGAUACACCAGCAGCCCAACCCAGGAGUCCACUAUGAGUACGUCAUCAUGGGGACCAACGCCAUCAGCCCACAGGUGCCUCCUCACAGGAGACCAGGGGAGCCCUUCAAUGGCCAGCUGGGAACAGACGGGAGGAGCCAGGAGGAGGGAGAAGAGAAAGAAGAGACCGAGGAGAAGGAAGAUGUGCACGGUGGGGCCCCCGAAGUAUUCACCUCGGAAUCGGCACAGACCUUCCCAGUCAGGCAUCCGGAUGGAUUUUCUUCCCAUCGACCAGACAACGUGGUGCCGGCAGGCCCGCAGCCCCCACGGCGAAGCCGGGACCACAACUGGAAGCAGCUGGGGACCACAGAAUGCUCCACAAGUUGUGGGAAAGGAUCGCGGUUCCCUAUUUUUCGCUGUGUGCACCGAAACACCCACGAAGAGGUGCCCGAGAGCUACUGCGACUCCAGUAUGAAGCCCACCCCCGAGGAGGAGCCCUGCAACCUCUUCCCUUGCCCAGCCUUCUGGGACAUCGGAGAGUGGUCCGAGUGCAGCAAAACCUGCGGCCUGGGCAUGCAGCACCGUCAGGUCCUGUGCCGGCAGGUGUACGCCAACCGCAGCCUGACGGUGCAGCCCUUCCGCUGCCGGCACCUGGAGAAGCCCGAGACCACCAGCACCUGCCAGCUCAAGAUCUGCAGCGAGUGGCAGAUCCGCACAGACUGGACCUCGUGCUCAGUGCCCUGCGGGGUGGGACAGAGGACCCGAGACGUGAAGUGUGUGAGCAACAUCGGGGACGUGGUCGACGAUGAAGAAUGCAACAUGAAGCUCCGGCCGAACGACAUUGAGAACUGCGACAUGGGGCCCUGUGCCAAGAGCUGGUUCCUCACCGAGUGGAGUGAAAGGUGCUCGGCAGAGUGUGGGGCUGGAGUGCGGACACGCUCGGUGGUGUGCAUGACCAACCACAUCAGCAGCCUGCCGCUGGAGGGCUGUGGGAACAACCGGCCCGCGGAGGCCACCCCGUGUGACAAUGGGCCCUGCACGGGCAAGGUGGAGUGGUUUGCAGGGAGCUGGAGUCAGUGUUCCAUCGAGUGUGGGAGUGGGACGCAACAGAGGGAGGUGAUUUGUGUUAGGAAGAACGCAGACACCUUUGAAGUGCUGGACCCCUAUGAAUGUUCCUUCCUGGAGAGACCCCCCAGCCAGCAAGCAUGCCACCUCAAGCCUUGCGGGGCCAAAUGGUUUAACACAGAAUGGAGCAUGUGUUCCAAGAGCUGCCAGGGCGGCUUCCGGGUCCGCGAAGUGCGCUGCCUGUCAGAUGACAUGACCCUAAGCAAUCUCUGUGACCCUCAGUUGAAACCAGAAGAGAAAGAAUCUUGUAACCCUCAGGACUGUGUCCCUGAAGUUGAUGAAAACUGCAAGGACAGGUACUACAAUUGCAACGUGGUGGUGCAGGCGCGACUCUGCGUCUACAAUUACUACAAGACCGCCUGCUGCGCGUCCUGCACUCGCGGGGCCAGCAGGCACGCGGGCUUCCUGGGCAGCAGAUAACACCCCCGCGCCGCAGCAGGAGGGCAGCAGGAGGGCAGG